AAUAUGUUGCUUCUUUGCUUUGCUCUCAUAGUCAGCUUUCAUUAAGCAAUUUCCUCUUUUUGGUUUGGUCAAGAGGAGGGGCAGAAAAUCAUGAGGUUGAGUACCACUCAAAAGAAAUUUAGUUUUGUCAUUUUUCUCUGAGCCUCUUAGGGUAUACAGACAUGUAAAGGUCAACUUUUCCACCAAUUGGGUGACCAAUUUCCUCCACGAGAAUCGCAUUGGGAUAGAGAGACAGAUCUAGGUACCUUCCUAUAGGUGGACAUUUAAACUUUGAAAAAAAAACAAUUCUCAAGGCUCUAGUAUACUUCAUAUAUUCCAAAAUAUGACUGAGCAAGAGGUUACUUACACAACUGUGAGAUUUCAUAAGUCGUCAGUGUUCCAGAACAAAGUGAGGUCUGAGGAUACUCGAAGUGCUAAAGAAAAUGGCCACAGAGAGAGUUCAGUCCCCUGGAAGCUCAUUGUGAUAGCACUUGGAAUCCUCUGCUCCGUUCUGAUGGUAACUGUUGCAGCAUUGGUGACAAACAUUUUUCAGUAUAGUAAUGAAAAACAUGAACUACAGAAAACUCAAAACCGUCAGCAUAACUGCAGCACCAUGGAAAAGGACAUCAAUUUAAAGGAAGAAACGCUGAGAAAUAUGUCUGUAGAGAGUGUUCACUACAAUGCUCUUCUAGACUUAAUCAACAGAGAACAGAACAGAUGGUACAAGAAAACUAAGACUGUUUUAGCUUCCCCUCAGCACACAGGCGGGUGUGAUGAAAUGCACUGGUUCUGCUAUGGUAUAAAAUGUUAUUAUUUCACCAUGGAUAUAAGGAUAUGGCAUGAAUGUAAACAGACCUGUCAGAACUACAGCUUGUCCUUUCUGAAGAUAGAUGAUAAGGAUGAACUGAAGUUCCUUCAGGACCACAUUAUUCGUGACAAUUACUGGAUUGGAUCAUCAUAUAAUAACAAAAAAAAGGAAUGGUCAUGGAUUGACAACAGCCCAUUUAAUCUUGAUUUUGUGGCAAGGAAUUCGCUAAGAAAAACAGGAUACUGUAUGUAUUUCAGUAUGGCAGGUCUACAUGAUGAUGAUUGUGGUAAAAGAUAUCUCUGUAUCUGUGAAAAGGGAAUGGACAAAAUCCCUGCCCCAUUGUGCAGUGUGAAGGAAACGUCACAUUCUGCUGUGUGAAUAGAGAGAUGAGCUGCAAAGGGAAGAAGUCUUCGUAAAUUUGGCAUAACAGCAGACACAGUAUUCCCUCUUGGCACAUGGAGGAGCUUGCAUGUGGAGAAUGGACGUCCUUUUUUUCCAAGACCCAAACGAUUCCCUCACAUUGUCUCCUGAAUGACACACAGAACCACAUGGAGAACUCAAUACAUAAUGCACACAUCACAUCUUCUUUAGGAUAUUUCUAUAGCCCUUGGCUUGAUAGCACAAUUAAUGACUAAUCUGCCGUUGUGGGUUUUCAUGUAUUGGUUAGUUACUAUUUGGUAUUUUUUUGAUGUACAAAAAGUUAGCAUUUUAAAAUCCUUUUGAGACGAGGAACUGUGGAAAGGAGGACUGGAGGGGGUGAUGACUGGACUGUUAAUAAAUAAAAUAAUUUUGAAAACCUUA
Messenger RNA from Rattus norvegicus (Norway rat), 1588 nucleotides. RefSeq names its product Ly49 inhibitory receptor 4 (gene Ly49i4). Bases 323 to 1165 code for a protein of 280 amino acids. Gene Ontology annotation, cellular component: plasma membrane; membrane. The record is from RefSeq and is marked validated. The transcript has 7 exons. NCBI's taxonomy places the organism in Eukaryota, Metazoa, Chordata, Mammalia, Rodentia, Muridae. Gene Ontology annotation, molecular function: carbohydrate binding.